Messenger RNA from Trichosurus vulpecula (common brushtail), 1909 nucleotides. RefSeq names its product otopetrin 2 (gene OTOP2). The transcript has 6 exons. Gene Ontology annotation, molecular function: proton channel activity. Bases 1 to 1686 code for a protein of 561 amino acids. NCBI's taxonomy places the organism in Eukaryota, Metazoa, Chordata, Mammalia, Diprotodontia, Phalangeridae. Gene Ontology annotation, biological process: proton transmembrane transport. The record is from RefSeq and is a predicted model, not a curated record. Gene Ontology annotation, cellular component: membrane.
AUGUCAGAGGAUCUGGUCCCGGGCACCAGGGAAAGCCCACAACCCCCUGGACCUACUCCUCCCGAAGGAUGGAAGAAGGGCGGCCGAAUGCUGUCGGUGCUGCUGUCUCUCAACGUGCUCCUCCUCGCCUGCUCGCUCAUAAGUAGCGGCGCCUUCAACAAGGUGGCGGUGUAUGACACAGAUGUGUUCGCACUGCUUACCACCAUGAUGCUCCUCACCCUCAUCUGGAUUCUCUUCUACCUCUUCCGAACCUCCCGACUCCCGGAUGCGAUCCCCUACCUGGACUCCCACGCAGGACCAAUCUGGCUUCUAGGUGGGCUGGUCCUAUUUGGUGUCUGUACCUUGAUCAUGGACGUCUUCAAAACAGGCUACUAUUCCAGUUUCUAUGAGUGUCAGUCAGCCAUUAAGAUCCUGUAUCCCAUCAUACAGGCAAUAUUUGUCAUUGUUCAGACAUACUUCCUCUGGGUCUCAGCUAAGGCCGUUAUUCAUGCCCACCUGGACCUGACCCGGUGUGGUCUCAUGUUCACACUCUCUACCAACCUGGCCAUCUGGAUGGCAGCCGUGGUGGAUGAAUCUGUUCACCAUGAACACUCCGAUAGUAGCAAUAGCAGCCAGGCCCGCCUCAUUUCCUAUGCAGCACGGUCAGGCAGCACCGAGGAAGAGGACUGUCCUUGCAACACAACCUUCUGUCAGGUCUUCAAACAGGGCUACUUCUACCUGUAUCCCUUCAACAUCGAGUACAGCCUCUUCGCCUCCACAAUGGUCUACGUCAUGUGGAAGAAUGUAGGGCGCCUGAUAGGCCCUUCCCACGGCCACGGCCAUGGCCAUGGCCACACCCCAUCCUUCAGCAGCUUCUUCCGGGAAACCUUCUUCAUUGGGCCUGUGUUGGGUGUGCUCAUAUUUGUGGUAGGGCUAGGGAUCUUCAUUGUCUAUGAAGUCAAGGUGAGUGGGGACAAUAGUGGGAUCCACCAAGCCCUCAUCCUCUACUACAGCUUUAACAUAGCCUGCCUGGGCCUUAUGACCUUAGUCAGCCUCGGGGGCUCUAUCAUCUACCGUUUUGACCAAAGGACAAUGGACCAUCACAAGAACCCAACUCGUACAGUGGAUGUAGCUCUGCUGAUGGGGGCUGCUCUUGGGCAGUACGCCAUCUCUUAUUAUUCCAUUGUGGCUGUGGUGGUGAGAAGCCCCACGGACCUGUUGGGUGGGUUGGACCUUGCCUAUUCCUUGCUAAUGAUUGCCCAGCACAUCUUCCAGAAUGUCUUCAUCAUUGAAAGCCUCCACCGAGGCCCCCCUGCCAUCCAGGGAAAACCAGGCAAUGAGCCCGUCCAUGGCCUCACCUAUGCCAAUCAGGAUGCUCUGCACACCUUGCCUGACUACCCAUCCACUCCUAGACUGGUGGGCUCCACCCCUGCUGGCCCCCAGGAGGCAGUUACCAUUAUCUCAGCCCCCCAGAGGAAGUGGAGGAGCAAGUGCCUGAAGGAUAUUUCACUAUUUCUACUGUUGUGCAACAUGAUUCUCUGGGUCAUGCCUGCCUUUGGUGGCCGCCCUCAGUUCAACAACGACUUGGAACUGGAUUUCUACGGCUACUCCCUGUGGGCAGCCAUUGUCAACAUCUGCCUUCCCUUCGGAAUCUUCUACCGAAUGCAUGCUGUCGCCAGCUUGCUGGAGGUCUAUGUCCUGUCCUGAUGUUCCUCCCUUCCCCCAUGAGCCUUUGUACUUCCCCACAAGAUUUCUAGAACCCAGGCCAAGCUAACAGACAACAUCGAUUGGUACCCAUAUUCUCCUGGGUGAGGAAAAAGACAACUCUUUGGACGUUUUAACUUCAGGAGAUGGAUAGGGGGCCUCUAUACCCACUUCCUCAAUUCCACCCAAGUCUAACUGCCUCCUUACCCAGUUCUCCCAUUCCUCA